GGCAAAGCGUAUAAAAGCAAUCGCAACAAUUCCGUAGAAACAGAAGCUAUAGAUAUUUUAUAUAAUGCUCAAUCCAUAUUCAUAGUUCCAAACACACCAUUAUAGAACAGUGAUCUCGCCUUCGAAUCCCUUACUUGCCUCCUCCGCAUCACGAUGCCUUCUCGAGAAAGAUACACCAGAUCCAUAAUGAUCUUAUUACCCAUGAUCAUGUUACACUUGUUAACGCCGUUAGUCCUCGCAUCGCCGCUAGCGUUAGCAUCACCCACGAAGCCACUGCCGUCAGUUUCGGAUUUUACACACCAGCCGGAAAUAAGAAACUCCAGAAAUGGAUAUGGCAACGCCACGAUUGAGAAACGGCAAAUGUCAGAGGGAUCAUCGUGUGAAGGGUCCGAGGGUCAAUGGAACUGCCUUACAAACCAGUGGCAACGCUGCGCGGCUGGACAGUGGAGCGCCGUGAUGGACUGUGCUGCAGGGACGAUAUGCACGCCUGCGGGCUUAACAAAUAAUUUCUUCGUACAGUUUGCAAACGGUGCUGCCGGACCGUCAACGAGCGAUAGCACGCGGAGAUCCGAAACUAGAGUUAUUCAUUGGGGAUUGAUUGUAGUAUUGGGAGGUAUAAGUGUGAUGAACACUUUAGUCACCAGUUGAAAUAUUCAUUUGGAAUAACCAUGAGAAACAUCUACUAAUUCCGGAGAUAUACCUGGAGAGAGAGUGGGUAACUGGAUAGAGAAAAGACUUAAAUACUAAACUCUUACUGUAUGUAGUUAUUAGAAAGUUGAAAGAGUAUAUAUAGGUACCUUAGCUACCUACCUCCUAACUUAUCGGCUCUAAAAGCUAUAAU
Molecule: messenger RNA, 841 nt
Organism: Daldinia vernicosa
Lineage: Eukaryota; Fungi; Ascomycota; Sordariomycetes; Xylariales; Hypoxylaceae
Exons: 1
Coding region: 154-648 (164 amino acids)
Source: RefSeq, a predicted model, not a curated record